Cutaneotrichosporon cavernicola is the source of this 1548-nucleotide messenger RNA. RefSeq lists its product as uncharacterized. Gene Ontology annotation, molecular function: lipase activity. The record is from RefSeq and is a predicted model, not a curated record. The transcript is spliced from 7 exons. Bases 1 to 1548 code for a protein of 515 amino acids. NCBI's taxonomy places the organism in Eukaryota, Fungi, Basidiomycota, Tremellomycetes, Trichosporonales, Trichosporonaceae.
AUGAGAGCUGCAGUGUGGCUAUCACUCACAGCGUGCGGUGCCGUCGUAAGCACCACCGCCGCCUCAACCGCGCUCUGGGCCAUCCUGGCCUUUGUCCCACUCGUCAACGUCAUCGCCAUCCCUUCGCUCAUAGGUAGCGUCCUCGUCUUCGUCCACACCCUCCCGUUCGCGACCUAUCUCCUACUCGCACAGACCGACGCGCCCAAACACAAGGGCUCCCUCUUCCUUCCUUUCAGCCCAUCACGACACCUGGGCAUCCUUGUCGCCGUGUCGUCGUACCUCCGGGCAGUGAUCAUCCUCGCUCCCAAGUUCAUCCUCACCGUUAUCCGAACAGCAUGGAGACUCUGGCGAACAACCCCAUUCGACGACGAAGUCGACCCAAUCAUGGCCGGGUGGUGGUGGGAGAGAUACGCAAGCUUCGGAGUCGAGUAUCAAAAUCCAAGGCGGCCAGGAGGGGCGCACAAGCUCGACGUCUUCCGUGCCCAGCCGAGUGAUUGGCAGUCGACGCCCUCGCUGUCGCCAGAGAGCUCGAGCCCACCGACCACGCCUCGGUCGAGCAACAGCUUCGUCACCCUUCCCGACAUGGACCCGGGGAGUAGAGCCGACCUGAGCGACUUCCCACAACACAUCUGGAGCGAGGUGCCGAUGGGCUCGCCGAUGGAAGAGGAGAACAGCGAUCUUCGGCCCGUCGUCGUUUUCCUAUAUGACGUCGGCAUGAUGGGUCCCAUCCGACCACGCCGAUGGAUGUUCGGGCUUACCGGACUGCUCUUCGCGAAGCAGGGAUACGUCGCCGUUGUCCCAGACAUCACGACGUACCCGACCGGCCAGAUGGAGGACAUGGUCGCAGAUGUGCGCGCCACAUUAGCGUGGGUACACAAGGAGAUCCGCUACUACGGCGGCGACCCUUCGCGCAUAUACGUAUGCGGCCAUGGCCUCGGUGCCCACCUGGGCAUGUACACCAUCGCGCAGGACGUGGUGGUGCAUUCGCGCGACAAGGUCGAGCUGCACAACGCGGCCGUCAACUGGGCCAACAUGGGGUACGCCAACGACCAUCUCACAUCUGCAGGCCGGGAAAUUCCCAAUGGCGUCCGUGCUCUCCGCAUCUACGGACCAGACAUUGAGCUCCCGCCUAUCAAGGGCGUGAUCCUCUUAUCCCCCGUCGCCGACGUGAUCAAGCAGGUACGCCACGAGGCCAAGUGCUGGCUCGAACACGUGUCACCGCUCCGACGAUCGCUAGGCUCGAGCCAGACACGCUGUAUGCGCCACUCGCUCGGCCACAUCCUCUUCGCAGCCAAAGACCUUGUCGACGUCGACCUCCUCCCGCGCGGCGCCCUCAUUCUGCACGGCAAGCGCAACCAACUUGUCCCAGAGUGGCAGGGCACGUGGCUUGCCGAGCUCCUCCGCGGCUUCGACUUUGAAGUCACGCUCAGGACAUACGCGCGUUUGGGUCACUUUGACGUGGUCACAAACCUCAUGGCCGGGUUUGAGAGCCGGUCCACGGCGUUCUUAUUGGAAGAAAUCCGGUCGUUCAUCGAGAGCUCGCAUUAG